This is a messenger RNA of Ooceraea biroi (clonal raider ant), 824 nucleotides long. RefSeq names its product peptidyl-prolyl cis-trans isomerase A2. The record is from RefSeq and is a predicted model, not a curated record. Gene Ontology annotation, biological process: protein folding; protein peptidyl-prolyl isomerization. Gene Ontology annotation, molecular function: cyclosporin A binding; peptidyl-prolyl cis-trans isomerase activity. Gene Ontology annotation, cellular component: cytoplasm; intracellular membrane-bounded organelle. Lineage: Eukaryota; Metazoa; Arthropoda; Insecta; Hymenoptera; Formicidae.
AUAAAAUCGUACCGUGAGAUUCUUGCUCCAAAAUAUCAUUCGGGACAAAAUCGUAAAAUCAUGAAGUGCCUGUUUACAAUCCUCUCCCUCGUUGUUGCUGUCUCGACCAUCCAGGAAUUCGAAGUCACGGAUGAGGUGUAUUUCGAUAUCAUGAUAGAUAAUCAUCCAGCUGGAAGGAUUGUUAUCGGCCUGUUCGGUGAAAUAGCGCCGAAGACGGUGAAGAACUUUAUCACUCUUGCUACUACUGGCGUAGAAGGAAAAACAUAUAUAGGAACCAGAUUUCACAAAGUGAUAAAGAAAUACUUAAUCCAAGCUGGCGAUGUUGAAAAAACCGAUGGCUAUGGUUCUAUUAGUAUCUAUGGAAAGUACUUCGAAGAUGAGACCUUCGAAGUGAAACAUACUGUACCAUUAUUCGUCAGCAUGGCGAAUAUUGGAAGAAACACCAAUGGCUGUCAAUUUUUCAUCACUACCGUAACAGCGCCUUGGUUAGAUGGCUUUCAUACAUCAUUCGGGAAGGUAGUUAGCGGUGAAGCAAUAAUCUACAAAAUAGAACAGGUCAAAACGGAUAAUGAUAAUAAUCCACUGAUACCUGUAGUUAUCUACGAUUGCGGUAUUCUGCGAACGGUGGAACCGUACAUCAUAUCAGAUAAAACUUACGAUUACGAUAUGUGGGCAUGGAUAAAAGCAACUUGCGUGCCAUUGGGAUUCAGCUUACUGAUACUCGCAUUCUUCCAUUAUAUGAUGAAACAAUUGGAUGUUUAACUAUGAACGAUCUUAAAAUUAAAGACUGAUUGAAAUAAAAAAAAAUAUGUUUUAAUCUCCUU